This is a messenger RNA of Mya arenaria, 4273 nucleotides long. Its product is annotated as potassium channel subfamily K member 13-like. The record is from RefSeq and is a predicted model, not a curated record. Bases 648 to 1862 code for a protein of 404 amino acids. Gene Ontology annotation, cellular component: membrane. NCBI's taxonomy places the organism in Eukaryota, Metazoa, Mollusca, Bivalvia, Myida, Myidae. The transcript is spliced from 2 exons. Gene Ontology annotation, molecular function: potassium ion leak channel activity. Gene Ontology annotation, biological process: potassium ion transmembrane transport; stabilization of membrane potential.
UUAUCUUUUUACAUUGGCACAGAUGCGACGGCAAUAUGGCACUUUGAGCCGAUAUGUACACGGAUCAGGCAGACGACUCUUAUGUUAUUCCAAACACCGUGCCUAUUAAGGGCAUCUUAUUAUCAGAAAUGGUAAUUUAGCCGUCUGUUAAUACAUUGAGCUUGGACUGUUGUAAGCGGUCGAAUUUCCGCGGAUAGACCAAGAUACAGAGGGAUAAUUAGGAUACGCGCAGUGAUGAAAUGUUUUCUGGGAUGUGUUAUUUUUUGUAAUUAGUAAGUUAGUGUUCCUUAGUCUACCAUAUAAGGCAAAAUGUUUACGUAAUGUAAAUGUAUAUACUUAAUGCUUAUACAACGUAAUACAUAUUUAUACGAAGGAUAUGUAAAUUUAAAUGAUUAUAAAAGUAAUGUGUUAGAACUCUCGCAAUAAAUACGGCUUGUUAAAUAAUGUGUUAAAAAGGAAAUAAAAAUGAGAUGAUAAAAAGGAAAUACGUCCGGUAAAACAUCACCGAGUACACCGUAUCUAGUGUUAGUAACAAUGUUAGGUGAAAGUAUAUGUUAAAUACUUAAGAAUUUAGUUGACGGUGCUUUGGACGGGCGUCUGGAGCUGCGGUGUGGGUAGAUAUGGCCGUGGGUGGCCGGAAAUAAGGCAUGGCCAGGUCCCACAAGGGCUGCUGCUCCUCUCUUCACCUCCGCGAGGACAAUGCACGCUUCUUUCUGCUCAUGUUGGUAAUGGUCGUCUACAUGCUGAUAGGAGCUUCUGUCUUCAUGGUACUGGAACGAGAUAACGAGCAAGUCGAGAAACAACAAUACAAUGAGCACGUGCAAGCCUUCUAUGACAGGUACCCGGAUGUUAACCACACGGACCUCGAGCGCCUGUUGCGCGUGCACUCGGAGGCUGAGUCUGCGGGUUUUGUGGGCAACAAAAGGCCUCGCUGGGAUUUCUCCGGCUCAUUCUAUUUCGUUGGCACCGUUGUUUCCACCAUAGGUUUUGGGAUGACCACACCGAGGACAACGGCCGGCAAGAUCCUUCUUAUCUUCUAUGGCUUUUUUGGAUGCGCCGGGGCCAUUCUCUUCUUUAACCUCUUUCUGGAACGAAUCAUCACAUUCCUUGCAUACAUCUUACGUGCAAUACAUGACCGGGAGAUAAGGAGAAAACUGGGGAUUAACAACAAUCACAAGAACAACCGCCGUGAUUCGGGCUCCAUAGGCGAAGAUUCGCUCAACGAUUGGAAGCCAUCUGUGUACUGGGUGAUGUUGAUUCUUUUACUUGGCGCUGUUGUCAUCGCCUGCUGUGCCUCUGCCAUGUAUUACCCCGUCGAAGACUGGACCUAUUUCGAGGCAAUAUAUUUCUGCUUUGUGACAUUCGCUACAAUAGGAUUUGGAGAUUAUGUAGUCAGUCAGAAGGAAAAUUAUGUAAACGUGCAUUUCUAUCGAUUAGGUAAUUUUGUGUUCAUUGUGAUAGGAUGUUGCUGUAUAUAUAGUUUGUUUAAUGUGACAUCAAUUGUGAUAAAACAAGCAUUGAACUGGAUGAUUAAGAAAAUGAACUGUGAGUGCAGAAUCCGCCGGAAGCAGCGUGGUCGUAGGAAUGCAAUAACACCUGGCCACCUGCGGCGAAUGAAGGGAAACACUGUUAAGGUCGAAAUAGACGCAGAUAGCGACUCUGAGGAAGGUGGCAGGAGAAAUUCCGGUGAAAUGAUUUCAAUGAGAGACUUUCUUCAGACCAAUAAGAUAUCAUUAGCAUUGAUGCAAAAACAAUUGUAUGAGACCCAACAACGUUCACAGAGCGGCACUACGAACGGUUUCCAGGGUGGUGUUGGUCCACUAGCCAUUCUUAACAAGAAACUUGGCCAAGAGGAUUGCUGACACCACCAUAUAUAUAUGUGUGAUUUUGGCAUUAUGUGCCGUAUUUAGGAUGUUGAUUAAAAAUCAUUCAAGACUUGCUCAACGAAAAGUAUUAUCAUGAGUUAAAAUAACGGAGACGACUGAAUGCAACCGGAUAUAGCCCCUCUACUUAUAGUUGGUGUUAUGAUUUUACCUUCGCCUUGCCUUUUCGGAAAAAAAACGACUGUCACGGCUUCAUGUAUAUAAUGUCACGGGGUUUCGAAUCGCUAAUUUAAAACUACAUAUUGUUUGACAUAAACACAUCGCACGACAAACUUAAAUACCAAAGUUGAAAAACUAAUCUUGCUAAAUGUUCGAUUGCUUCUUGAUUUCCCUAAUAAAAGGAAUGCAUUUACUUGCUUUGAGUGUGUGUCAAGCAGAAGAGUUAGAGUGUAUUAAUAUGUCAAAAGGGUUUUGUGCAUCAGAUCACAGGCCUGAGACGAAUUGAUAAGAAACCGCUGGCUGUUUCAAUCACUUAAGUAUUUGAAUUUCUUUACGAACAAAGUGUCUGAUACAAGCAAUAUGGAAACGUAAACUUAGUUAUUGAAUUUUAAAAGACCCCAGGGGACCGUUUCGUCAAGAAUCACUAAUAGAGUAGAAGCUAUCUUCAAACCAAGAACUGCACUGUCGAUCAUUGGUAUGAAAAAUGCUCCUACGAUUCUUAUUGAAACAGUCCCAAACUGUUGUACAGUUGAAGAUAGAAAUGUACAUUCUAUCACAAACACAUCAAAUAGUGGUAAGCAAUUAAUGACCACUAAAUUUACUUUUUUGUUAACUCCACGGUAAUAUUAGUAAAAUAAUUAACAAUAUUUGACUAGUAUUGUUUCAAAAAGAAAGGUUUACUUUAUAUGUUAGGACAUUAUUUGGUGAAAUAAAUAUUAAUAGGUUACAGACGGUAUAGCAUUAUUUUUUUUGUAAAUGAAUAACGGAAUUAAAAGUUUGGACGGAUGGAAUCAUAGUUUCAGCUUCAAAAAACCUUUUUCAGGCAAUAAUCUGGCAUAGCUUGCCAAUUAUCAAGGCUUGUAUGACGGGAUUUAAAGAUUGGUUAGAUGAAAUCAUUGUUUCGGAGUCAAAAUACCUUCUAUGACAAGAUCCCCGAAAGGGAAGACAACGCACGUGUUUUUCAGGCAAUCAAGCGACAUAGCUUGCCAUUUAUUAAGACUUGGAUUAUGGGUAACUAUGGUCAAAGUUCUUAAUUUUGCUAGACUUAUUCAGAAACUCAAGGUGGCUAGCUGGACAAUUAUGAAAACACUCAGAUUUGCUUAAUAAAUUAUGUCAAUGACAACAUAAAUUCCGUAUGUAUAUUUUGAGCGACGAGAAAUGCAGUCGUUGCAAUCUGACGCUAUAUUUCUAUGGUAAAUACAAGACUUUUGUACGAACAAUAGAGUUUUCAGCGUUUUUGCAGCAUACAUAAGUAGAGAUUGCCCAUUUCACCACACGAAAUGGCUUGAUAACUAGACGGUCUCAAAUCAAUGAAAGAAAGGUAUACAUGAAAUUAUUUGAUAAAGAAUUACGACUACAUUAUCUAACUAAAGAUAUGUCGGGUUAACCAACACUUAUAAUUGUAAUCUAUAUUUUUAUUAUAUAAAGAUACAGAUGAAAAAUUAAAAGCGAUACUUUGGCUUUUUUAACCUUAUAUUUUGUGGUCAUGAAGCUGUUAAUUAAAACAUUUUUUUUUUCAUAAAUGUUUACAUUUGUUGCGAAAAAUGCAUCAUCCUAUGAUGUGCACCUUUAUACUUAUUUAUCUACUUAUACCUAAUUGCCUCUAUUAUAUCUCAUCGGCAAUCCUUAACGACUCUUACGAAACCUGUCUCACUAUCGACCGAAAGCCGUGACAUAGAAUCUUCCGAAAGCCCUCUUCAACGCUCAUACGGACUUAUCCUCUUGAUCCAACUAAUAAAUUGUUUGGUAUGUAAAUGUGUAAUUGUUUAUUUAUUUCGAUUUCCAUGGGACGUUUUACGAGGGGAGAUGUAUACGAUUAUGAAGUUUGUCAUGUUAAAAUAUAUUAUUCCUAAUGCAUAAAUGUUGCGGACAGGAUAUUUCUUUUUAAAUCAUCAGAGAAGUUUUAAUUUAUAAUUAUGAUGUAUCAUGUUUCUUUGUGUUUUUGUUCUUUUUGGUAGAACAUGUACAUUGAAUAUAGAGUACAUAACUUUGGACCGUAAAAUUCAUUUUUGCAUCAUUUAUCCACCCUUUAAACUUCCUUGUAUUUAAUGUUUUCAUGACUAUUUGUUCUGUUCAUUUCAGCUCUUGUGCAUGCAUGAGUAUUCUUAUGAUAGUGUUUGUAAACAGUGUAUAUGUAUAUAUAUUUUACUUAUGAUAGAAACUGUGUUGACUGUCGAUUUAGACGAUAUUUAGACGAUAUCAAUGUCUUUUAUAUCUAUGUUUUUAUAAAG